AUGAGUAACGAACGAUAUACAAAAUCGUCGACUCUGAGUCAACCAAAACCAGCAAUUCGUCUCAUUAUAAAAAAAGCAAAACAAAAUCACACAUUUAAUUAUCAACAACAAUCGUAUGAUACACCAACAACAGCUACGGAAGCAAGGGUCUUAAUAUUAGCUAGUAACUCAAGCUCUCCGAACUUGACGAAUAUUAAUGUUAAUACAAGCUUAAUGUCACCUGAAAUCCCACCAGCACCACAGAGCGCUGAUCCGGACAGGGACGUCCUGAACGAUCCAAUCUCGGGGGAAGCGAAAGCCUUUGCACAAUCACGAUACCCGUAUCCUGCAUUUAUUCUUCGUUUCUCAACACCUCAUAUCGAUGACAAAACGAAUUACCGAAGAAUUAUGGUUAAUAUCUGGUCUAAAUCAAUUCUGGGCUUAAUUUACAAUCUACAACCUCUGCCGGCUAUCCCACCUCAAUUAUCUCUGAUUAUUGAAAAUGUAAGCUUGUCAAUCAACUUUAUUGAGUUUACCAAUGGUAUCAAAUCAACAUACUCUUCGGUUACCAACGUGAUUCGUUUGAAAAACAAACCUCAAUCACCCAUCAAACUAGUCAAACUAGAAUUCAUGGACAACGAGCAAAGGGACGAACUACUGAACGGUGGAAAGAUCUUUAUCAACUCGCUCACCUACGAUGUAGAUGAGUAUUUAGGUCCGGCUCGAGUACUCAUCUGCAGCAAGUGUAUGGGCAUUGGCCACUUUCGCAAACAAUGUCAACAGGAACAUGAUACGUGUAACAAAUGCGGGAAUAUAACCUCAGACUUGAAAAACCACUUAGCAAACUGUACGCAAUUAAAAUGCAAACACUGUAAAGGCGAUCAUAUGGCGAACGAAAUGAAAUGCCCAGUUAUCAAACAAUUUCGAGCAAACGUUACUCGAUGUCUUCUCGCACCUGUCGCCCAAGCAAUUCCUCAUUACAAUCUACAUGACAUGUCAUCCGCCAACUUUCUAGCAUUGCUCCCUGCUCAAAGAACAACAAUCUUCAAACCUGUUACCCAUCGCACUACACCGUCAUCAACAUCAUACAAUUGGCCAGCUGGCACUAACCCAGCUCAAAGUAUGAUGAACAACAAAAUUGAUGUAUUAAUUAAAAGUCUAGAACAAGUACAAUUAUCACCUAAUAAUAUAUCAAAUUAA
This is a messenger RNA of Adineta ricciae, 1179 nucleotides long. NCBI's taxonomy places the organism in Eukaryota, Metazoa, Rotifera, Eurotatoria, Adinetida, Adinetidae. The record is from the annotation of a GenBank genome assembly.